This is a messenger RNA of Bicyclus anynana (squinting bush brown), 2905 nucleotides long. It is a transcript of the gene Flo2, whose product is annotated as flotillin-2. Lineage: Eukaryota; Metazoa; Arthropoda; Insecta; Lepidoptera; Nymphalidae. The record is from RefSeq and is a predicted model, not a curated record. Gene Ontology annotation, biological process: regulation of myoblast differentiation; protein localization to plasma membrane. Gene Ontology annotation, cellular component: plasma membrane. The coding region runs from base 412 to 1581 and encodes 389 amino acids. The transcript has 11 exons.
GCCGAACGUCGAGCAUUUCGGCGAUCGACGUCGAAGCCGGCAUCCAUGAAAUAUUUUAAAUAUCAAAACACAUUUAACACGUUAACUGCUAUCGUGAAAACGUUAAUGAAUGAUAAUGUGAAUCGGAUUUUUAUGCGUAAUAAUUUAUUUUUAACUAAUUUAAUUUUACGCAAGAAUGAAUAUGAUGAUACUGUUUUGUGCGAUAAGAACAUCUGUAUCAACGAAUAAUAUUAAUGUUGUGUGAUUUUAAAAGUACGAUCGUGUUCUUUAACUGUAUAAACUAUUAUACAGUGACGAUUAAUCGUAGAUUAAGGAAGCUGCUUCGGCUCCACUCAGAAGAGGACCAUAGUAGGCGGCUGGGCCUGGGCGUGGUGGCUUGUCACAGAUGUACAGCGUAUAUCCCUCGAGGUUAUGACACUUAACCCGAUGUGCGAAUACGUGGAGACGGCGCAAGGCGUGCCGCUCACCGUGACCGGUGUGGCGCAGUGCAAGAUCAUGAACGAGGACGAGCUGCUCACCACCGCGUGCGAGCAGUUCCUGGGGAAGUCCGUCAAGGAGAUCAAGAUGACCAUCCUGCAGACGCUGGAAGGCCACUUGCGUGCUAUAUUGGGAACGCUUACAGUCGAAGAGGUGUACAAGGACAGAGACCAGUUCGCGGGGCUGGUCCGCGAGGUGGCGGCGCCAGACGUCGGGCGGAUGGGCAUCGAGAUCCUGUCGUUCACGAUCAAGGACGUGUACGAUGACGUCCAGUACCUGGCCAGCUUGGGGAAGGCGCAGACGGCGGCCGUGAAGCGGGACGCUGAUAUCGGUGUGGCGCAGGCCAAUAGGGAUGCGGGAAUACAAGAAGCAGAAUGCGAGAAGACUGCAAUGGACGUGAAAUACGCAAUGGACACCAAAAUAGAAGACAAUGCUAGAAUGUACAAGCUGCAAAAGGCGCAGUUCGACCAGGAAGUCAAUACUGCUAAAGCAGAGUCCGCAUUAGCCUACGAGUUGCAGGCCGCGAAGAUCAAACAGAAAAUACGAAACGAAGAAAUACAAAUCGAAGUUGUGGAGCGUCGCAAACAAAUCGAGGUGGAACAGCAAGAAAUUUUGCGUCGCGAAGAAGAGCUGAUUGCAACCGUUCGUUUGCCGGCCGAGGCUGAGGCGUACCGUUUGCAGACCAUUGCAGAGGGAAAACGGACCCAAACUGUGGAAGCGGCGAAAGCAGACGGUGAGCGGAUCAAAGUGCUCGGUCUGGCCGAAGCGCACGCAAUCGGCGACGUGGGUAAAGCGGACGCCGAGCGGAUGCUCGCCAAGGCGAAGGUCUACAAGCAGUAUGGUGACGCGGCUAUUAUGGCUCUCGUACUUGAAGCCCUGCCCAAGAUCGCCGCCGAAGUAUCAGCGCCUCUGGCGAAGACGGAUGAAAUAGUGAUGGUGGGAGACACCGGCGCUACGGGCGACAUCGCGCGCCUCGCCGGCGCCAUCCCGCCCGCCGUGCGCACGCUCACCGGGCUCGACCUCACGCACGUGCUCAAGAGAUUGAACCCUCCAGAAGAUCUACCUUCAUCCGGUCUUAAGAAAAAGGAAGUGACAGCUUGCUAAAUGGUGAAACAUACCAGUUUUCAAGUGCCAUAGAAUUACAACUUUAAUAAUUUACUUCUUAUAUACUCGUAAUUAUUAUGGAAAGGGUCAUUACUAUCCGAAGUACAAUCACGAACAAAUAUUUUAAAGAAUUGAUGGACAGUUUUAUUUAUUUAUUUUGCAAUACCUACCUCUUAAGUCGAAGCAAGAUUAUGAUACCACCGUCUUUACUAAUAUAGUAUAGAUAUUGUACAGUUAAGGUGAAAGGUGUUUGCUAUCAAAAUGUUUAUUUUUAUUUUAUUUGUAGCUACUUGACUAAUAUUGUGUAAACGAGUGUCAGUUUUUAUGGAUUCAGAAUGAUCAAAUGAUAACGCCAUUGGAUUGACAGGAAAUUAUCUAAUAUAUAUAUAUAUAAUAUAUAUAAAACAAUAAUGCACUGUUUAUCCUACUCAGUAACCUGUAAUAGAGAAGAAAUUUUGAAACUCGUACAAUUUGUACAUUAUAGUACCUGCCCUAGUUGAAAUCUCUGUGCACGCCCCUGCGUAUUAUAUAUUUUAGUUAAAUUAUACUCUGAUGGUGUUAAUGAUAAAUGUAUAAGUCGCAAUUUCGUGUGAAUUAUAUUUUAGAAAGUGAUAUUACUUAUUCUUUUAAAACAUUUUGGUAGCUAACUUAUCUCUAACGGUGACGUCAUUAUUUGUAAAGUGUUAUAAUAACUUUUCAGUGUGAAGACUUCGAUCACGAUCAGUCUAUAUGUAUGUCAUAAAUAUGAGUUUUGGGAUCUGCUAACAAAUUUUAAGUUUUACCAUAUCAAAUGUAAAAAGUCUGAAGAAACAUUACAAAUAAUGACGUAUCGUAUUUCUUUUCAUUCCAAAGUAGUGGUCAUUUGUAAAUUUGUAUUGAAAAUAGUGUCUUCAAGUUUGGAUAAUAAAAAAAAUCAAAAAAAUCUUUGUAAUAGUAGCCAGUAGUCUUAGAUUUUGUACCAUGUUUAAAAUAUAAUAAACAAAGUGUUCUCAUACACUGCCUUCUUGUAGUAUAAAUAUUUACAAUUGUAUUCAAUCUGUACAUUCACAUUAACAAAUGUUCGUGUUCCAAAAGAAAUGCACAUCAAAGUACUUUAUUCACUUGUCCUAAUACACUUUUGUGACGUCAUCCGUCUACAACUAAUAUUUUAAGAUUUUUAGACCUUUAGUGAUGUAAUUAUAGUUGUGACGUCAUAAACGUUUGAUCGUUUUCGUGGAAUUUUAUCAGGCUCAUAAAUCUUUUUGAGUGAACAUUUUACUGUUUUUCUAACAAUUGUGAAUGUGACUGUACGUCGUGUGAUGGUUUGAUGAACGGCAGUUUUUUU